AAGGCAGACGUUUUGGCGAUAUUUUAUAUCACUAUUCAUUUACAUCUUCGCUUGCAAAGAAGUACAAAACCUUAAAACCAACAAAAUGUUCAAAUUGUUCGCAGUCUGCUUCUUGGCUCUCUUCGCUGUUGCCUUCGGUGCUGCUAAACCCGGUGUCUUGGCUGCUCCACUGGCUUACUCCGCUCCUUUAGCCGCUGCUCCCGUUGCUGCUGCCUAUGCUGCUCCAGUCGCCGCUGCUUACUCCGCUCCCCUCGCCUACACCGCAGGAUAUGCUGGUUACGUCGCUCCCUACGCCAGCAGCUACUCCGCUCACUCGAUUGCCCACUCCGCCGCUUUCCCAGCUGCCUACGCCGCCGCUCCAAUUGUCGCCGCUCCAGCACCAGUGGUCGCUGCUGCUCCAGCUGUCGCCGUGUUGCGCAAAUAAAUUUGAGUCUGCUGAAACUUUAUUUUUGAGACUGUGAUGAAAUUAAAAUUAAAAAUGCGAUACAGCAAAUAUAUGUGAAAACAAGAAGUCGAAACCAAAGCUUAAUUCUUUUCUUAUUCAUGAUCUUUUCAUAAGAAAAAUGGUCUAGGCAUUUGCUAUAGGUUCUAAAAUGAAAUCACUUUGUUGUACAAUAAAAUAAGUUAAGAGGAUGCAGGCAUAAGGUGUCCUGCCAUGUUAAACA
Bactrocera dorsalis (oriental fruit fly) is the source of this 665-nucleotide messenger RNA. Its product is annotated as cuticle protein LPCP-23-like. The coding region runs from base 86 to 424 and encodes 112 amino acids. NCBI's taxonomy places the organism in Eukaryota, Metazoa, Arthropoda, Insecta, Diptera, Tephritidae. The transcript is spliced from 2 exons. The record is from RefSeq and is a predicted model, not a curated record.